Messenger RNA from Trachemys scripta elegans, 14519 nucleotides. RefSeq names its product dynein axonemal heavy chain 11 (gene DNAH11). Gene Ontology annotation, molecular function: dynein intermediate chain binding; ATP binding; minus-end-directed microtubule motor activity. The coding region runs from base 244 to 13515 and encodes 4423 amino acids. Gene Ontology annotation, biological process: microtubule-based movement. NCBI's taxonomy places the organism in Eukaryota, Metazoa, Chordata, Testudines, Emydidae. The record is from RefSeq and is a predicted model, not a curated record. The transcript is spliced from 81 exons. Gene Ontology annotation, cellular component: dynein complex.
GAGGACGGAAACUUUAGAGAAGCAACUGUAGCUGAGGGGAUUUGUAAUGCGGGACGAGCUGGGACUGUAGAGGGAACUGAACUGCAAACCACCCGGGCCAACCAGGGCUGGUGCAUUUGCCAGGGGACACACAGUGGUAUCUGCUGUGCAGGCGGGAGUUUGAAGGAGAGGGACAAGUUAUUCCCUGAGCAGCAACUUGCGCUUCAGCGGCUCCCACCAGCCCCUCCAAUUCUUGGGCUGGAGAUGGAGGAGGAAGAGGCUGCGCAGGAAGAAAGUUUCUCAGAGGAGGAAAGGGUCCAGUUUGUGGGGCGCCGUUUGGCACUUUUGCUGAACUUUCAAGCAGAGAAAUGGAGCAAAUAUCUUGAAAAUGAGGAGAACCAGAAAAUCCUGGCGGAGUUUUUGGAUAAAACCGAACCAGCUUUCUUGCUGUUUUGCUCUCCUCUGGCAGGAACGUUAACUGCUAUGCAGAAGAUACCCAGUGAUGUAACACAUAAAUUAGUUUGCAUUAUGAAGACCACGGAACGCAUCAGAACAGACAAUUACAAAAAAGAGCUGGUAUUUGAAGAAUUGUCUGCAACACCACUUGAGCAUACAGUUGAUUUCAUAGAAGAGGUUUUAGUGCCUGUUCUUUCCAAUAAGAAAAACCAUGGAUCCUGGCCACAUUUUAUUUCACAAGAUAUGGAACGCCAUGUGGAAAUUAUGAAAAAUAAGGUGCAUGUUAUGAAGGGAAUGAUGUCAGGAAGAACCCUUCUUCCCAUUCCGACAGUUGCAGCAAAGGCUGACUUGCAUCAGAUGUGCACUGAAAAUAAACAAUAUCCAUAUGCUAGGACAGUGCUGCAUGCAAUUGAAUCUAUGGUUAUUAAAUGGUCGCAUCAGAUACGUGACAUACUAAGAAGGGAUUCUGUUCAACCUCUUCUGCAAGGCCUCCAUUCAGAUCCCCAAACUGAGCUCAACUUCUGGAAGACAAGAAAAGAUAAUUUGUUGUGCAUAUAUGAUCAACUUCAGUCUCCUGUUGUUCAAAAAAUGGUUAAGAUUUUAAAAGCCAAAGAGAGCAGCUAUUAUCCUACUUCUCAGAACAUUUUGAAGGACGUAGAAGAUGCACUUAUGGAAGCCCAAGAUAUUGAACUGUACCUGAGACCACUGAGAAGACCCAUUCAGUUUCUUCAGGAGACAGAAUUCCCCAAGAUCCAUGCUUUAAUUCCCCCUUUGUUUCACACCAUCUGCCUGAUCUGGAGUCACUCCCAGUUUUACAGUGUGCCGGCACGAAUAAUAGUUCUACUGCAAGAGUUCUGCAAUCUGUUCAUUGACCAGGCUAGAUCAUACCUCUCACCAGAAGAUCUUUUGAAAGGAGAAAUUGAAGAAACAUUGGAACAUGUGCAAAUAGCUGUAAAUACCUUAAGGAGCUUUAAGAAUUUCUUCUUUAGCCACAGAGAAAAGUUGGCAAGUUAUUUCACCAAUGGCAAGGAAUUUAAACCGUGGGAUUUCCAAUCUAAUAUGGUGUUUGCCAGAUUUGACCUAUUUCUCAACCGCUUAGUGAAAAUUGAGGAUAUCUUUGUUAUCAUGUUGGAAUUUCAAAAACUGGAAAAGCUGGAGUUUGGUGGAGUCAAGGGGAAAACUUUGAGUGAACAAAUCUACAGGAUGAAUGAAGAAUUUAUAGAAAGCUGUAAAGUUUUUAAGGAGAAAACAUAUGACCCUUCAGAUUACAAUAAUGUGGAAUUUGAAGAUGACUAUGCUGAGUUUAAAGCCAAAAUCCUGGAUUUUGACAGACGUCUUGGGUCAAUCCUUUGUGUAGGAUUUCUUGACUGUUCUGGUUUAGAAUCAGCAUUCAAGCUUUUAGCCAUCUUUGGCUAUUUUCUAGAGAAACCUGUUAUCAUGGAGAUUUUUAGCCCAAAUUACAACAUCUUACUGCAAAUGUUUGAUGAAGAGCUGGAUAAUUGCAAACACUUGUAUGAUGAGCACAUUAGGCAGAUGGAAGAGGGGAAUGAAAUAAUAAACAAAAAUAUGCCAUUUACUUCAGGAAACCUUAAAUGGUCCAAAGCACUUCAAGAACGAAUACAGACAUUCUGGUCAAACUUCUUGUAUCUGUCUCACCGAAUCCUGGAAGGUCCUGAAACUGCUUUAGUUUAUCAGAAAUACAUAGAGAUGUUGACUUUAAUUGACCAAUUUGAAGAGCAGAUCUAUUGUGAAUGGAAAUCUCAGGUGGAUGAAGUUUGUCAAUUUAAUUUAGAUCAACCACUGAUUAAACGCAAUCCUGAAAAUGGUCUCCUAAGUGUGAAUUUUGACUCUAAGCUAGUGGCUUUGUUGAGAGAGGUGACCUAUCUCCUGAUGUUGAAUCGAUCUGAUAUUCCAGAUUCUGCAUUAGCAAUAUAUGAGAAAAGGAACAUUUUUACUAAGUAUAUUGGAAAUCUUGAACUCAUUGUUCAGUGGUACAAUAAACUUAAACAGACUGUUCUGGAGGUUGAAUAUCCUCUGAUUGAAACUGAGCUGAGAGCCAUUGAUGGUCAGUUAAGAGAAGCAGAAGAAGUGUUCACAUGGCAGAAAGAGAAUUGCUGGAAAUAUAUUGAACAAGUGAAAGCUACAGUGUAUGACUUGGAGCAGAGAGUUCAACAGUCAAAGGAGAAUAUUAAAACAAUUCAGCAGAUUAUGAAUGCAUGGGCAGAACACACACUCUUUUCCAGGAAAGAUAAUAGGAAAGAUGCUUUGUUAAGUCUGGAGGAUAAAGAAGAUAGACUUGCUAAGAAAUACAAGUUUCUAAAAGAGGAUGGCUACAAGAUUCAUCAGCUUGCUGAGGAAAACUUAAAGCUCUUCAAAGCAGAUUCCUCCUCAGACUCUUGGAAGAUUUAUAUAGAGUACAUUGAUGACUUUAUAGUUGAUGGGUUCUUUAACACAAUAAUGCACAAUUUAGACUUCUUCUUGGAGAACACAGAGAAGGGUUUGAAGCCUGCUCCAUUUUUUCAGGCACAAAUGAUCCUUAGUGCCCCCGAGAUCGAAUUUAAACCUUCACUUGAUAAAGAGGCUGGCGAUGGCUUUUAUGACCUAGUAGAAGAACUUUUGAGCAAUGUUUUCAAAAUGUCUGCCCAGGUGAAAAGAGUAGCAGCACACUUGGAAGUAGAAAAUUACCAGAGCGAUAUGGACAACAUGUUAGAUCUAUCUGAGAGCAGGCAAGAGAUUAUGGACAGAGUGGCAGAUGUAAUCAGGAAAGCCCUGGACUACAGAAAUUCUCUGAACACCUACGCUUAUCUCUGGGUAGAUGACAGGGCUGAGUUUAUGAAGCAGUUUCUGCUGUAUGGUCGUGUUCUAACUUCCGAAGAGAUAGAAGCUCAUGCCGAUGAGGGAGUGCCUGAACAGCCGCCUACUACUGAUCAGUUUAAAGGACAGAUUGACAUCUAUGAGAAUCUUUACAUUCAGAUGAGCAAGUUUGAAGACUUCAGAACAUUUGAAAGCUGGUUUAAGGUGGAUAUGAAACCUUUCAAAAUGAGUUUGUUAAACAUUAUUAAGAAAUGGAGCUGGAUGUUCAAAGAACAUCUUUUGAGAUUUGUCAUUGGCAGUCUGACUGACCUAGAAGAGUUCAUAAAAGUGACAGAUACUGGACUCCAAAAAGAAGUGAAUGAAGGAGAUGAUAAUCGACUAAUAGAAAUCAUGGGGCAUCUCCUGGCUGUGAGAGACAGACAGGCAUCUACUGAUGAGCUCUUUGAACCUCUAAAAGAGACUAUUACACUGUUGGAAAACUAUGGACAGAAGUUGUCAGACCAAGUUUAUGUCCAGUUACAGGAAUUGCCUGAAAAAUGGAAUACCACCAAAAAAAUUGCUGCGUCUAUAAAGCAUGAAGUGGCUCCUCUUCAGACUUCUGAGGUCACGCUGAUCAGGAAAAAAUGUGCUUCAUUUGAUGGGAAGCAGAUAGAAUUCAGAGAAAGAUUUAGAGUGGAAGCUCCCUUUUGCUUUGAUGCAAAAAAUCCGUAUGUACUUCUAGAUAAGGAAAAUCGAGAGCUUGAGGCAUUGGAAGAAGAAAUGUUACAAAUGCAGAAAUCUGCAAAUCUUUUUGAAGUGGUUGUUCCAGAUUACAAACAAAUGAAACAAUGUCGCAAAGAAAUACGGUUGCUCAAGGAAGUGUGGGAUAUUAAUAUUUAUGUUACAAGCAACAUUGAUGAUUGGACUAAAACCCAGUGGAGACAGAUUAAUGUGGAACAGAUGGAUGCAGAGCUCAGAAGGUUUGCCAAGGAAGUGUGGUCAUUGGACAAGGAAAUUCGCUCCUGGGAUGUAUACAUAGGUCUGGAGUUAACAGUGAAGAACCUAAUGACCUCACUGAGGGCAGUAACAGAAUUGCAGAAUCCUGCAAUAAGAGAAAGACACUGGCACCAACUCAUGAAUGCAACAGGUGUCAGAUUGUCAAUAACUGAAGGCACAACCUUAGCAGACUUGCUGGGACUACAGCUGCAUAAGGUGGAAGAUGAAGUCCGAAGCAUUGUUGACAAAGCAGUGAAAGAGCUGGGCACUGAGAAGAUUCUUACAGAGAUAAGCCAAACAUGGGCUACCAUGGAGUUCUGCUAUGAAAAGCAUUACAGAACCAGAACUCCAUUAUUAAAAUCUGAUGAACAGCUUUUUGAAACUUUAGAGAACAAUCAGGUUCAGUUGCAAACAAUUCUGCAAAGUAAGUAUGUAGCAUAUUUCAUUGAACAAGUCACAAGUUGGCAAAGGACAUUGAAUGUGGCAGACUCAGUUAUUUUCAUUUGGAUGGAAGUUCAACGCACAUGGUCUCAUCUAGAAAGCAUCUUCAUUGGCUCUGAUGAUAUCAGAACCCAGUUGCCUGAAGACGCUAAAAGAUUUGAUGGAGUUGAUGCAGACUUCAAAGAACUAAUGAUUGAGACAACAAAUACAAAAAAUGUGCUAGAAGCAACAACCAAACCAAAUCUAUAUGAAAAACUUGAAAGUCUGCAACACAGGCUUUCUCUUUGUGAAAAAGCUCUUGCAGCGUAUUUAGAAACCAAGCGCUUAGCUUUUCCUCGGUUCUAUUUUGUUUCUGCAGCUGAUUUACUUGACAUUCUCUCAAAAGGAACACAGCCAAGACAGGUGACCCGUCAUCUUACCAAACUUUUUGACAACAUUGCUGAUCUUCAGUUUCAAGAUAAUAAAGAGAAAGCUACAAAUAUUGCACUGGGGAUGUACAGCAAAGAAAAGGAAUAUGUUCCAUUCCAUGCAGAAUGUGAAUGCAUUGGUCAGGUGGAGACCUGGUUACAACAACUCGAAGAAACCAUGUGUAAAACAGUGCAUCGUUAUAUCAUGGAGGCUAUAGCUGCCUAUGAAGAAAAGCCCAGAGAGCAAUGGAUUUUUGACUACCCGGCUCAAGUUGCACUUACCAGCUCACAAAUCUGGUGGACGACAGAUGUAGGAAUAGCAUUCAACAGGCUGGAGGAGGGAUUUGAAACGGCCCUGAAGGAUUACAAUAAAAAACAGAUCACUCAGCUAAACGCUCUCAUUGCUUUGUUGCUGGGAGAACUUGCCUCAGGUGACAGACAGAAGAUCAUGACCAUUUGCACUAUAGAUGUUCAUGCUCGAGAUGUGGUGGCAAAACUUGUUGCUCAAAAGGUCACUAGUUCCCAAGCUUUUGCUUGGCUGUCACAACUACGCCAUAGAUGGGAUGAGGCCCAGAACCACUGCCUAGCCAACAUUUGCGAUGCUCAGUUCCAGUACUUUUAUGAGUAUUUGGGAAAUACCUCUCGGCUAGUUAUUACACCUCUGACUGACAGGUGUUACAUUACUCUAACACAGUCUCUACACCUGACAAUGAGUGGGGCUCCUGCAGGGCCAGCUGGCACAGGCAAAACAGAGACCACCAAAGACCUGGGCCAUGCCCUUGGUAUGAUGGUCUAUGUCUUCAACUGUUCUGAACAGAUGGACUAUAAGUCCAUAGGAAACAUCUACAAAGGUUUGGUCCAGACAGGUGCUUGGGGAUGCUUUGAUGAGUUUAAUCGAAUUUCAGUAGAAGUCCUAUCAGUGGUGGCAGUGCAAGUAAAGACUAUACACGAUGCCAUUAGAAAUAAGAGGAAGAAAUUUUUAUUCCUUGGAGAAAACAUUACACUGAAACCAUCAGUUGGGAUAUUUAUUACCAUGAACCCAGGAUAUGCUGGUCGAACAGAACUACCUGAAAAUCUCAAAGCUCUAUUCAGACCCUGUGCCAUGGUUGUCCCUGACAUUGAACUGAUCUGUGAAAUUAUGUUGGUUGCUGAGGGAUUUAUUGAUGCACGCUUGUUAGCCAGGAAGUUUAUUACCCUGUAUACUCUCUGCAGGGAGCUGCUUUCUAAACAGGAUCAUUAUGAUUGGGGACUUCGUGCUGUUAAGUCAGUCUUGGUGGUUGCUGGCUCAUUGAAGCGAGGAGACAAGAACAGACCUGAGGAUCAGGUACUUAUGCGAACCUUAAGAGACUUCAACUUGCCUAAAAUAGUGACAGAUGAUAUCCCAAUUUUCAUGGGCCUGAUCAGUGACCUGUUUCCUGCUCUGGAUGUUCCAAGGAGGAGGGACCUGCAAUUUGAACAGAUGGUUAAACAAUCUACCCUGGAGCUUCACUUGCAGCCUGAGGAGAGCUUUAUUCUCAAAGUUGUUCAGCUGGAGGAGCUUCUGGCAGUGCGUCACUCUGUCUUUGUGGUGGGAAAUGCAGGCACAGGAAAGAGCAAGGUUCUGAGAACUCUGAAUCGAACAUAUGUGAACAUGAAACAAAAGCCUGUGUGGAAUGACCUAAACCCAAAAGCUGUGACCACUGAUGAACUGUUUGGUUUUAUACAUCAUGCAACCCGGGAAUGGAAAGAUGGUCUCUUCUCAUCUCUUUUAAGAGAGCAGGCUAAUAUUACCCAGGAUGGGCCAAAAUGGAUCGUCCUAGAUGGAGAUAUAGAUCCUAUGUGGAUUGAGUCACUGAAUACUGUCAUGGAUGAUAACAAGGUCCUGACCCUUGCCAGCAAUGAACGUGUCCCUCUGACUCCGUCGAUGAGGCUGCUGUUUGAGAUACACCAUUUAAAAACUGCUACCCCAGCUACAGUGUCUAGAGCAGGUAUUCUUUAUGUAAACCCCCAGGACCUUGGUUGGAAUCCGUAUGUUGCCAGUUGGUUAGAAACAAGAAGCCACCAAUCUGAAAAAGCUAAUUUAACUAUCCUCUUUGAUAAAUAUGUGCCUCCCUGCUUAGAUCAGCUCAGAACAAGCUUUAAAACUAUCACCCCUAUUCCUGAGAAUAGUAUGGUGCAGACUCUUUGUUCUCUGUUGGAUUGUUUGCUGACCCCUGAAAAUGUGCCUCCUGACUGCCCAAGAGAGCUCUAUGAGAUAUACUUCGUCUUUGCCUGUGUUUGGGCUUUUGGUGGUGCACUCUUUCAAGAUCAGCUUUCAAAUUAUCAAGCUGAAUUCAGCCGCUGGUGGCUCAAGGAGAUGAAAGCAGUGAAGUUUCCAUCCCAGGGUACAAUUUUUGAUUAUUAUCUUGACCCAAAGACUAGGAAAUUCUUGCCCUGGACUGAUAAAGUUCCAGAAUUUGAUAUGGAUCCAGAAACACCUUUACAGGCAGUCCUUGUUCACACAUCUGAGACCACACGUCUCAGAUACUUUACUGAUUUGCUGCAGGAGAGAGGCAAACCAGUCAUGCUUGUUGGAAAUGCAGGAGUAGGAAAAACAGUAUUUGUAAGGGAUAGACUUGCUGCUUUCUCCGAUUAUUACACGGUGUCUAAUGUUCCCUUCAACUACUACACUACGUCAUCGGUGCUACAAAAGAUUCUUGAGAAAAGCCUAGAGAAAAAAGCUGGCCGUAACUAUGGUCCCGUAGGAAACAAGAAGUUGAUUUAUUUUAUUGAUGAUAUGAACAUGCCUGAAAUGGAUGUGUAUGGAACAGUUCAACCUCACACACUGAUUCGACAGCACAUAGACUAUGGACAUUGGUAUGAUAGGCAGAAGUUAACUGUAAAAGAAAUACAUAAUUGCCAAUAUGUUGCUUGUAUGAAUCCAACUGCUGGCAAUUUCACUAUCAACCCUCGACUCCAGAGACAUUUCACAGUGUUUGCUCUGAACUUCCCAUCUGCUGAUGCCCUGAACACCAUUUAUAGCAAGAUCCUUGGUUUCCACUUCCAGAGGCAUGUUUUUAAUCCAUCAGUGUUAAAGAAUGCUCCAGCCAUGAUCCAAGCAGCAAUAUGGCUUCAUCAAACUAUGGUUCAGAACUUUCUGCCAACUGCGGUUAAAUUCCACUACAUCUUUAACCUAAGAGACCUCUCAAACAUCUUCCAGGGAAUUUUAUUUGCUACACCUGAGUGUUUAAGGCAACCAAAUGAUCUUGUAUGUCUUUGGCUUCAUGAGUCUUCACGUGUUUAUGGAGAUAAACUGGUGGAACCAAAAGACUGUCAUUUUUUUCAUAAAAAGCUGAUCGACACUGCACACAAGUAUUUUGAGGGCGUGGAAGAUCAUCUUCUGCUCCAGCACCCGCUCAUUUAUUGCCAUUUUGCAAAUGGAGUAGCCAACCCUCAUUACAUGCCUGUCAAGGAAUGGGAAGUACUGAGGAAGAUACUUACAGAGACUCUAGAAAGCUACAAUGAGCUUAAUGCUUCUAUGAACUUAGUUUUAUUUGAGGAUGCCAUGCAGCAUGUGUGCCGCAUUAGUCGUAUCUUGGAAGCCCCUCGGGGUUAUGCACUUCUUAUUGGAGUAGGCGGUAGUGGAAAACAAAGCUUAUCUAGGCUGGCCGCAUACAUCAGCUCCCUUGACAUGUUCCAGAUCCUGCUGAAGAAAGGCUAUGGGAUCCAGGACUUCAGGGUAGAUCUUGCCAAUUUGUACAUCAAGACUGGAGCCAAGAGUGUGCCCACUGUGUUUUUGCUGACAGAUGCCCAUGUUGCAGAUGAACGCUUUCUUGUGCUGAUUAAUGACUUGUUGGCAUCAGGAGAAGUUCCAGAUCUAUUCAGCAAUGAAGAUAUGGAUGGCAUUAUUACAGGAAUUAGGAAUGAAGUCCGAAGCCUGGGUCUGAUUGACACCAGAGAAAAUUGUUGGAGAUUCUUUUUGGACAGAAUGCGACUGCAACUAAAAAUCAUUUUGUGUUUCUCUCCAGUUGGUUCCACGCUGAGAGUUAGAGCUCGGAAGUUCCCAGCCAUAGUUAACUGCACAGCUAUUGACUGGUUUCAUGAGUGGCCGCAGGAGGCCCUGCACUCCGUCAGCAGGAGGUUCAUUGAGGAGACGGAGGUGAUUGAGCCACAUGUUCAGGAUUCCAUUUGCCUUUUUAUGGCCUAUGCUCACACCAGUGUCAAUGAGAUGAGUGCAAAAUAUUAUCAGAAUGAGAGGCGGUACAAUUAUACCACUCCAAAAAGUUUCCUGGAGCAAAUCUCACUUUAUAAGAUCCUGCUGGAGAAGAAAUACAAGGAGAUGUCCAAGCGCAUGGAACAUCUGGUGAAUGGCAUUCAGAAGUUAAAAACAACAGCUUCUCAGGUAGAAGACCUGAAAUCCAAACUAGCCUCUCAAGAGGCAGAACUACAACUGAGAAAUCAAGAUGCUGAAGCUUUGAUUACUAAGAUAGGGCUUCAGACUGAGAAAGUGAGCCAGGAAAGAGCCACUGCUGAUGCGGAGGAGCGAAAGGUAGUGGCAAUCCAAACAGAAGUAUCUCUGAAGCAGAGAGAAUGUGAAGAUGACCUGGUGAAAGCUGAACCUGCUCUAGUGGCUGCUACGGCAGCUUUAAAUACACUUAAUAAGGUUAAUCUCACUGAAUUGAAAGCCUUCCCCAACCCACCAAUUGCAGUAACAAAUGUUACUGCUGCAAUCAUGGUAUUACUGGCUUAUAAAGGCAAAGUGCCCAAAGACCGAAGUUGGAAAGCUGCUAAAGUCUUCAUGGGAAAGGUUGAUGACUUCCUGCAAGCUUUAAUUAGUUAUGAUAAGGAGCAUAUUCCUGAGAACUGUCUGAAAGUGGUCAAAGAACAUUACUUGAAAGAUCCAGAAUUCAACCCAAAUUUGGUCCGCACGAAGUCCUUUGCAGCAGCUGGUCUCUGUGCCUGGGUUAUCAACAUAGUAAAAUUCUAUGAGGUAUAUUGUGAUGUGGAGCCAAAACGUCAUGCAUUAGCCCAGGCAAAUGCUGAACUAGCAGCAGCCACUGAAAAGCUAGGAGCAAUUAGGAAAAAGCUUAUUGCUGAAAAAAUUCGUUGGAGCCAGUCUAUUAAACAUUUUGAAGCUCAAGAAAAGACACUGUGUGGUGAUGUCCUGUUAACAGCGGCUUUUGUGUCCUAUGUUGGAUCUUUUACAAAACAAUAUCGUCAGGAACUGGUGGAACAUAUGUGGAUUCCUUUCCUUAAAUCACAAAAGGUUCCUAUUCCAAUAACUGAAGGUCUGGACCUGAUUGCCAUGUUGACUGAUGAUGCUACGAUUGCAGCAUGGAAUAACGAAGGACUGCCCGGUGAUAGAAUGUCAACAGAAAAUGCCACUAUUCUAACACACUGUGAGCGUUGGCCUCUGAUGAUAGAUCCCCAGCAACAGGGAAUUAAAUGGAUAAAGAAUAAAUAUGGAACUGACCUUAAAGUCAUACGUCUAGGACAGAAAGGGCUUUUGAAGACCAUUGAAAGAGCAUUGGCCUGUGGAGACACCAUCCUAAUUGAAAACUUGACUGAAACGGUAGACCCAGUACUUGAUCCCUUACUUGGAAGAAACACAAUUAAAAAAGGGAAGUAUAUCAAGAUUGAAGACAAAGAAUGUGAGUUCAACAAGAAUUUCCGUCUGAUCCUUCACACGAAGCUGGCUAACCCUCACUAUCAGCCAGAAUUACAGGCUCAGACCACCCUUAUUAAUUUCACUGUCACAAGGGAUGGGUUAGAAGACCAGCUGUUGGCUGAGGUUGUUGGUGUUGAAAGACCUGACUUAGAAAAACUUAAGUCUCUCCUGACCAAGCAACAGAAUGAUUUCAAGAUUGAGCUGAAGCACCUGGAGGAUGAUCUUUUGCUUCGUCUGUCAGCUGCUGAGGGUAGUUUCUUGGGUGACACAGAACUGGUAGAGAAACUUGAAUCAACGAAGUCGACAGCGGCAGAAAUAGAGCACAAGGUAGCUGAAGCAAAAGAAAAUGAAGUUAAAAUUAACGAGGCCCGAGAGCAUUACAGACCAGCAGCUUUGAGAGCGUCUCUUCUUUACUUUGUUGUUAAUGACCUGGGCAAAAUUAACCCCAUCUAUCAGUUCUCACUGAAGGCCUUCAACACAGUCUUUCAUAAAGCAAUUGAUCGGGCUGAAGCAUCAGAGGAUCUGCAGGGGCACAUCAUCAACCUGAUAGAAGCUAUUACAUACUCUGCCUUCCUUUACACCAGUCAGGGACUUUUUGAAAAGGAUAAACUCACCUUCCUAGCCCAGACAACUUUUCAGAUUCUGCUGAGAAGUAAAGAGAUAGAACUCCUUGAAUUGGAUUUCCUGCUUCGAUUCACAGUCGAACACACUCACAAGAGCCCUGUUGACUUUUUAACUCCUCAGUCAUGGAGUGCCAUUAGGGCCAUUGCUCUAAUGGAUGAGUUCCGAGGGUUAGACAGAGAUAUCGAAGGGUCUCCUAAAAGAUGGAAGAAAUGGGUGGACUCAGAAUGCCCAGAAAAGGAAAAGUUCCCACAGGAAUGGAAAAACAAAAGCUCUCUUCAGAAACUUAUCAUCUUGAGGGCACUGCGCCCAGAUAGAAUGACCUAUGCUCUUAGAAACUUUGUGGAGGAAAAACUAGGUUCCAAGUACGUGGAGAGCACCAGGAUGGACUUAGCAAAAUCAUAUGAAGAGAGCAGUCCAGCCACUCCAGUGUUUUUCAUCCUCUCCCCUGGAGUAGACCCUCUUAAAGAUUUGGAGACACUUGGCAAAAAACUUGGGUUUACUAUCGACUCUGGAAAAUUCCAUAAUAUCUCUUUAGGACAAGGUCAAGAGAUGGUGGCAGAAGAGGCACUAGAGGAGGCUGCCACACAUGGGCAUUGGGUCAUUCUCCAAAAUGUUCAUCUAGUAGCCAAGUGGUUGGGGACCUUAGAGAAACUCCUUGAACAAUACAGCAAAGGAAGCCACUCUGAUUUCCGAGUCUUUAUUAGUGCUGAACCAGCUCCAACCCCAGAAGAACACAUCAUCCCUCAAGGAAUUCUAGAAAACUCAAUUAAAAUUACCAGUGAACCCCCUACUGGGGUGCUAGCUAAUUUGCAUGCUGCCCUCUACAACUUUGACCAGGAUACACUUGAAUUGUGCUCCAGGGAGACGGAGUUUAAAAGCAUACUCUUUUCUCUGUGCUAUUUUCAUACUUGUGUGUCUGGGAGGCUCAAGUUUGGACCGCAAGGCUGGAAUCGAAGAUAUCCUUUCAAUACUGGAGAUCUCACCAUUUGUGUCAAUGUCCUCUACAACUAUUUAGAGGCACACACUAAAGUUCCGUGGGAAGAUUUGCGUUAUCUCUUUGGUGAGAUUAUGUAUGGUGGACACAUCACUGAUGACUGGGACCGCAAGCUGUGUCAUAUGUAUUUAGAGGAAUUCAUGAGCCCGGCUAUGCUUGAAGGAGAACUUGCAUUGGCACCAGGUUUCCUAGCACCCCCACAUUUGGAUUAUGCUGGAUACCAUAAGUACAUAGAUGAAAUGCUUCCAGCUGAAAGCCCAGUGUUAUAUGGACUCCAUCCCAAUGCUGAGAUCGAAUUCUUGACAGUGACAUCAAAGAAUCUUUUCAGAACUCUCUUGGAAAUGCAGCCCAGGAAUUUACUUGUAGGAGAGGAAUCAGGACAGUCUCCAGAGGAAAAGGUUAAGAAUGUCCUGGAUGAUAUUCUGGAGAAACUUCCUGAAGAGUUUAACAUGACAGAAAUCAUGCAGAAGGCCACUGUUCGGAACCCCUAUGUCCUUGUUUGUUUCCAAGAGUGUGAGAGAAUGAACCUCCUCAUUCAGGCAAUACACAAAUCACUUAAACAACUGGACCUUGGUUUGACGGGGGAGCUGACAUUUUCUCCUGACAUGGAAGCGCAGCAGUCAGCAUUGCUUUAUGAUAUUGUGCCAGAUGCAUGGACCAAGCUGGCUUAUCCAUCUACCUAUGGCCUUGCACAAUGGAUUAAUGACCUCCUCAUGCGGUGUCGAGAACUUGAUACCUGGACACAAGAUCUUGUGCUCCCUGCAGUGGUGUGGCUUUCUGGAUUCUUUAACCCUCAGUCUUUUUUGACUGCUAUUAUGCAGUGCACGGCCCGCAAGAAUAACUGGCCUUUGGAUAAGAUGUGUCUGACUGUAGAUGUUACCAAAAAGGUCAGAGAAGAUUAUGGCCACCCACCUAGGGAAGGUGCAUAUAUUUGUGGUCUUUAUAUGGAAGGAGCACGAUGGGACAUCCAGUCAGGGCUUAUAGCUGAAGCCCGGCUCAAGGAUCUGACUCCAGCAAUGCCAGUCAUCUUUGUAAGAGCUAUUCCAAUUGAUCGACAGGAAACCAAAAACAUAUAUAAAUGUCCAGUAUAUAAAACUAAAACCAGAGGGCCCACAUGGGUUUGGACUUUCAAUCUGAAGAGCAAGGAGAGGUCAGCUAAGUGGGUACUUGCAGGAGUAGCCUUACUCUUGGCCAUUUAAUAGUGAGCCGACAGUCAUGUGUUGUCACACAGCAUGUAGUCAAAAGGAGAUAAAUGUUUUUCUCACGUUCAGCUGUUAUGUACACUUUAUCUUGCCCCAAUGCACCCUAGUGUGAAGAGUUAUAUGAUGCUCUAAUGAAUGUUGUACAAAUCCUCCACCUGUGUCUGUCUCUAUAAACUAGAUUUAUACCUGUUAAUCAACAUUUUCCCUCAGAGAGGCAGGUUAAACUCUAUAUUCAUACUGACCCCCCCCACACACACACACAAAAUACUUCUCUAUUGAAAAUGCUUUAUUAUCUCUAAAACAUCCAAUAUUUUACACAAAUUUUGACAAUCUGAGGCUGCAGUAAUAUGGGUUUUUACAAAGUGUUGUUUGUAAAGCCUGCCUUUAGCUAAGCAGACACAGAGGAAUUAUUUUAAAAAAAACGUACUUAGCACUGUACAAUUAAAAGGGUCAAUAUCACUCUGACCGCAGGUGCAGCACUGCUGAACCAACUACCUUUUAAAAAUAAACUAAACAAAGUGUUUCCACAAAACACCCCUUGCACUUACAAAUUCUCCUGGUUGAGGGGAAAAAGAGGAACAGAUGGAUGGUGAACUGAAUUUCAGUAAAAUUUUCAAAAGGACUCCCGCCCAUCUUUGCAGGGGCAAAACUUUACUUUUGCCCACCAACUGAGGCAUGCAGUUACUCGAUUUGCUCAUGCACACAAAGGAAGGCUUUCGAAAACUCAGAUGUGUAAUAAUACUUUUUUGGCCUAAGCAAACUAUUAAGAUCUCCCCCGACUCGUUAUAUUUUUAGUGCUACACAAUUCCCUUCACAGCCUUUGGAGUUAAGCACCUACUUGAUUCUGUAGCCCGACUGAAAAUUAACCACUGAAGUUUUAAAAGUGCUGUUCUGCUCUGUAUACAGGUGUCGGUGCAUAAAAGAAUGUUCUGCAUGUAAAUUCCUCAUGCAAAGAUUUCUCAGGAAAUGUUUUAGUAAAGACCAAUCAGUAAAAAAAAAAA